Messenger RNA from Vigna unguiculata (cowpea), 974 nucleotides. RefSeq lists its product as uncharacterized. Lineage: Eukaryota; Viridiplantae; Streptophyta; Magnoliopsida; Fabales; Fabaceae. Gene Ontology annotation, molecular function: chromatin DNA binding; transcription coactivator activity. Gene Ontology annotation, biological process: regulation of DNA-templated transcription. The record is from RefSeq and is a predicted model, not a curated record.
GCACCCAUUUGAAGUUACCUACAGUACAGUUGAAGCUUACAAUUCACACACGCAAUCUGUAACAGUGCCCACGCCAUCGCCGGAAAAUUGCCGAAACCGCCACCACCGUCAGUGUGGUGUUGGUGUUUCUGUUGAUAAAAAUUAGAUGGAUAACGAUAAUGGGAGACCUAAUCAAGGUACUGAAGCCAAUCGUGAUUGGAGAGAUGAGCUGCAGCCAGAGUCACGGAAAAGAAUUGUCAAGAAGAUAAUGGGCACGUUUGAAAAACUUCUUCCUGUUUCUGGUCAAGAGGAACUUCAAAUGAUUGCUCAAUGGUUUGAAGAGAGGUUUUUUACUGCUUCAACGAGCCUGAAUGAUUAUCUACAGAAAAUAUCUUUAGAGAUGCUUUCGAUGGAGACUAGAUCCCAGGGCACCAGGGCCAAUAUGGAUAACGAUGAUAAUUGGAGACCUAUUCAAGGUACUGAAGCCAAUAUGGAAACUAGUGCUUGCAGAUAUGGACUGCGGGCAGAGUCACGCCAAAUAAUUAUCAACAUGAUAAUGGCCUCGUUAAAAAGACAUCUUCCUGUUUCUGGUCAUGAGGGAUUGCAUGAAAUUCAGAAGAUUGCUCAAAGGUUUGAAGAGAAGAUUUUUACUGCUGCAACAAGCCGGCCGGAUUAUCUACGGAAAAUAUCUUCGAAGAUGCUUCUGAUGGAGACUGGAAGUUCUGGGAGUAACUAACUCGGAGUUGUUUCUAUCAGCCUGAGUUAUUGGAACUGUAUUGUGUGAUUUUUUCACCCAAAUAAUCACACCUCAGAAUUCAGUUUCCAAGGAACUGAAUUCUAACAUGAAAAAAAAUAACUUGUAUUAUUUAUAUAAAUAUUUGGCACAAUAUGUUAUUUAGAUAGUUUUUGGAUUCAUGUGUACCAUUUGAUUUGAGUAAAAAAAGUUGUAUUCUGUCGUCUCACAGUGAUGUUAAAUAUCAGUAUCAUUUUAUUUU